This is a messenger RNA of Achroia grisella, 2057 nucleotides long. It is a transcript of the gene CD98hc, whose product is annotated as maltase A2. NCBI's taxonomy places the organism in Eukaryota, Metazoa, Arthropoda, Insecta, Lepidoptera, Pyralidae. The transcript is spliced from 12 exons. Bases 123 to 1949 code for a protein of 608 amino acids. Gene Ontology annotation, biological process: amino acid transport; carbohydrate metabolic process. The record is from RefSeq and is a predicted model, not a curated record.
CUCAUUCAUUCAUUACCAGAUGGUUAUCUUGCUUGUCAGAUAUAGGUAAUUGAACUUUAAUUAUAAAAGGGAAAGAAAGUACUUUCUUAUUAUUGUGGAACCGGUUAAACAAGUAAUUUACCAUGUCGGAGCCCCGGAAAAAUCAUCUCUCCAUAGAUGGAGGGCAAGUGAAAGAAGACGACAACGUCGCUACUUACAAGCCCAUACCAGAAUCCGAUACAGACUUUCGUACGGUCAAGUCCAAUUUGACCAAGUCUAAAGAGAAGGUGUCGGACGAGGCCGAGGAGAAGCUACUGGACAAGGAAGCGGAGGCCAAGAUAGUGACGCGGGUUGACAUGGCCGAUGCAAAGUAUGUGGUCGGCGACCAUAGGAACGGUGACGCCAAGAUCGAACUCGACGCCAAUAAAAGGCAGUUCUCUGGACUAACGAAGGAGGAACUCCUCAAGUAUGCAGACGACCCGUUCUGGGUGCGUCUGCGCUGGUUCAUGUUCAUCCUUUUCUGGGCGUUGUGGCUGUGCAUGCUGGCCGGCGCCAUCGCCAUCAUCAUCAGAGCGCCGAAGUGUGCCCCCCCGAAACCCAAGACAUGGUUCGAGAAAGGCCCUCUAGUUGACAUGACACUGACGAAAACAUACGCUGAUAUAGAAGAACAUCUGAAGCUGAUCCAAGACUCCAAGGUGCAGGGCAUCUUCAUCGACGUGCCGCUGACGUACGAGGUGUUGGAUCAGACAGAGCCAAUAGAACAGUUCAAGGCAUUUCUGGUGAAAGCGAAACAAUAUGGCACUAAAGUGAUAGUGGAUUUGACGCCUAAUUUCGUAUUCAACACAUCCCGAUGGUUCGAAUUGAGCGUGAAUCGUACUGGCGAGUAUACUGACUAUUUCAUAUGGGCCAAAGGGAAGGGCUUCUCAAGCAAUGGCUCCCGCCAGGAACCCAACAAUUGGGUUUCAACCCUGGACACCCCGGCGUGGACUUACAACGAGCAACGUGACGAGUUCUAUUUGCACCAGUUCGGAUCUGAGAAGCCUGAUCUGGACUUCCACAAUUCUGCUGUGGUGGAGCAUUUUGACAAAGUGUUGAAGAUUUGGAUGAAGGCGGGCGCAGAUGGUGUCAGAUUACGCAAUGCGCGCCAUUUGCUGGUGAAUACGUCUCUGCUGGAUGAGAAUAUGGAAUCGGACGCGGGAAGCGUAAAGGGCGCCGACCAUCUACAGUACAAGUUUUGGCGACACCAGCAUACCACCGACCAGCCCGGCCUCGACGAGCUGCUGGCGCGCUGGUCCAAGCUGGUCGAUGACAACGGACCCACGCCUGGAGCAGGUGAAACAGUAUUUACCCUAAAGGAAACCAUGCGACCGGAACUAUUCCUGUUGGCGCACAAUGUGACGAGUCUGCGGCCACCCUCGGCUGCACCCUUCACCGACCAAGCUGUUAACGCCAGUACACUUAGCGCUAAACUCUCGGACCGACUGCCGCACUGGCCCGCUCUGCAGUUGGCGACAGUAGAAGAUGCAGAGUUGGCUGAAUUCGCCAUAUUGUUGCCUGCCGUGCCUGUUUUCGACAUUGAGCAACUGCGGCCGGCCGGCAAUGAUUCAGAAGCUACGACGCUUCUGAAACACCUGGUGCCACUGCGUGACGACGCCACCAUCGAACACGGCAAGUACGACAUAGCUGUUGUACCAGCCGUCAACUCCUCCGUUGAGAUGUUGGCCUGCGCCAGGUGGAAGUCUGGCCACACUGGAUAUCUAGCUGUGCUGAACCCCAGCACUGAAGACGCUGUGGCGAAUCUGACGCUUCCCACAGUGCCCGCCUCAGUCACUGUUCACCACGUCACGCAGACAGUGAAGAUGCGUACAAAUUACAUCAACAACAUGGCGCUGCCAAGGGACGGCGUUCUGGUACCACAAGGAGCUACAGUCGUACUCUCGUACGUCCCAGCGAUGGCUGCCGAGAAUUAGAAUUGAUCAGCCAGAUCGCAGCUAAAAAUUCCCGCUUCUCACGCCUCCUGUAUUGGCGUCCUUUUUUUGCAUUUCUAUCACUCGAAUAAAUUAUCAUUGAGCAUUUAA